UUAAAUAUAGAACGUUACUGUCAGCUUCCUGCAACAAACGCGCCUGCGCAUCAGCUGUCAUGGCAACGCUGACAGCUUGUCGUUAGUCGACCGCAGCAGCUAGUUAGCAGGCCGAUGGGUUAGUUAGUUAGUUAGUCCUCUCAAACCUCUGGUGAACUUUCGCGUCAUAGUGGAGGUGUGACGUCACGGGGCGUUCGGAGCGUCAUGACCGUCCGCUUCAAGAGUCAGACUGAGUACCAGAGGAGCUUCACGCUGCCACGCCCCUCCGGCGCACGCGCUCUGGCCUGCGACCCAGCAGCUCAUCCAUCCUCUGACCCGACCCGGAACACGUUUUCUGCUGGAGCUUUAAGAAGCUCAGCUCACAGGAAGCCAAAUAAACCACCAACUGGUUCUGCUGGAAAUCCUGAAUCUCUCUCGGAACCUGAACCUCCGGCUGGGCCUCGUCCUCCUGCAGACCCAUGUCCCCCGAAAAGACCGGGUCUGGAACCGUCAGUGAGACCAGCAGCUGUUGGAGAGUCUGACAAGCCACACCCCUUCCGGGGCCACAGCCAACCACAGCCAAGCUCACCUGUGCCAGCUGCAGCAGCCAACGAGCUGCAGCCGCCACCGCCUGCCAUGAAGGCUGAUCAUGUGACGCGGCGCAGGGCAGGGUCAAAGGCGCCCGGUCACGGGUCAGGCCGGCAGAAGCCGCUGAUGGCUGCAUCGCCCCUGCUGACAGCAGAACAGGUGUUGUACGCCGGCAGCAGGGGCAUCACGCCCUACAGGAUGAAGCCCGUUUCCAUGGAAACAGAGUAUAGGCGCAACUUUCGGGGCCUAAUCCCGCCCACGGGGCCCCGCCUCCGGAAUUAUCUGGAUCACGAAUUAGAGCCGCUGUUCCAUUCAUACGAGGUAAACAGGAGAACCAGGGAGGAGGAGCCAGCAAGCAAGCUCCGCCUCAAGCAUGACAGUCAUCCAGAAGAGGAGGACACGCCUCCUCUUCUGGGGCACAGAGGCCGCAGGAUGUUGACAGAGUAUCAGUCCAGCUUUCGUUCUCCUCUUCACAGAAAACCAGAGGGAAACACCAACGGCGCCGCCCUGCAGGUGACAGAGCUGAGGCAGAGGGCCCUGAUGUACCGCCGGCGGGCCUGGGGGGCCAACUUCUCCAGGGAUCACCUGGGUCAGCUGCUAUCCCACCAAAAUGCUCUGUGGGAGCCGAGCAGCACCACCGACUCCAUGGCAGACGCCUCCCCCCUCGCCGCGGGCCCGUCUCCGGACCCGGGCAGCCACAGCGGGUCCUGCGUGGACGCCCUGGACCUGGCCAGCGUCUCCAGUCUGAGCCGCUCUGCCGCCUCAGAGCUGAAGACAAGGACACAAAGACGCACACACGCAGAGACACACACAACCGCGGAGGAAGAGCAGCGACCAGACGGACUGAAAGCCAAGCCAGUUCAGAGGAGUCGGUCCGACCUCGGCUCACCUGCUGCAGGGGGCACCGUCCUGGUCGGACAGCAAGGAAACGCCGACGUCUCCAGUCCCAAAAAAGUUCAGAGAAGCAGCUCGCUUGUCUCCAUGACAACAGAGGCAGGGAUUCCCUGUGGCAUGCCAGUCAAACGCAAAGAGGCGUGGCCAGAGAAGGUUUCCACCCAUCAGCACGAACCCUUCUUCAGUCCUUCCCCUAAACCAAAUUCACAAGCAUCUUCAUCGCCGCCUUUGGCCCCUCCCCCUCUGCACGCCAUCCAGGGCUCAAUGAGACACCCGGACUUCCAGCACAACGGUGAGCUGGGCGUGCGCCUCAGAGAGACUUCCUGUUCGGGAGGAUGUGGCGGCCGUGAAGACGAUCGGCUCUCGGUGAUGUCGUGGCGUUCGGCGGCCUCCUGCUCAGCCGCGUCCGUGGUCCUGGAGCGCGCUCAGAAGAGGCAGAAGAGCUUCUGGGGGAAGCGCUGAGCUCGUGACCUUCCUGUUGAGAGUCUUGUCUUUGUAGAAAUCAUGAGGAUAAUGUGUUUUUGUAGUAUCAUGACUUUUAGCUUCAGAUUAAAUGCUGCUUUAGCUAGAAGUGGGCGGGGCUUCUCUUCCUGCUGGGGUUAGCAGCAGUAGAAAGCUGGAGCUUCAUAGACGUUUUCUUCCAAACCGGCUGCUCCACCAAACGUUCCCCUGGAGGAACCGCUGUCCCAAUGACGGCGAGAUGUCCUCAGGUUUCUCCUUUUGACACCGGUGGAAGUCGUCACGCUCAGAUGAAAGCGUGGAGGAUUCCUGAUCCGCAAGCUGCCACUAGAGGGCAGUGAUGUGCAUUUGUUUUCCUCAGAAGAAAACAAACUAACAGCAAGUCCUGAUUGACAGCAACUGUUGAGGCGUGUUUGACCAUAACUGGAGUUCGGUCAGUUUGCCACUAGAGGGCGUCUUUUCCUUUGAUGUGAAAAAGAGAAGCAAACAUUUUUAGUGAUUCUCACUGCGAUGGUGACAUCAUCAUCAGCAGAGGGCGUGGCCUAUUAACUAACCUGUGGUCAACACGGGGGCUGCAGCGGUUACACCAUUUGCUAAUGCUAACACUAAAGGACAAAGAGGCUAACAAGCUAGCUGGAAAAUGACUUCAAAUAAGAGGAAGAGAGCGUUGGGUCAGGUGACCAAACCGCCGACCUGUGAGCGUCGUCCGUCCAUCCGUGUGCCGUGACCUCCGCUGCCCUCGCCACCAUCAAAGCUGCCACUAGGGGGCUUAUGGGAGAAUUCUGAUGGUCCUGAAUCCAUUUAUUUAUUUUAUUCUUGUGUAUUUGAAUUCUUUCUGUUUUUAUUAAAACAUUUCCUAAUAAGCAGACA
Molecule: messenger RNA, 2790 nt
Organism: Oryzias latipes (Japanese medaka)
Lineage: Eukaryota; Metazoa; Chordata; Actinopteri; Beloniformes; Adrianichthyidae
Gene: saxo6
Product: stabilizer of axonemal microtubules 6
Biological process (GO): negative regulation of centriole replication
Molecular function (GO): microtubule binding
Source: RefSeq, a predicted model, not a curated record